This is a messenger RNA of Ornithodoros turicata, 4605 nucleotides long. Its product is annotated as 23 kDa integral membrane protein-like. The transcript is spliced from 7 exons. The record is from RefSeq and is a predicted model, not a curated record. Gene Ontology annotation, cellular component: plasma membrane. The coding region runs from base 133 to 816 and encodes 227 amino acids. NCBI's taxonomy places the organism in Eukaryota, Metazoa, Arthropoda, Arachnida, Ixodida, Argasidae.
CUCCUACCGCCUAUUGCUGUUCCGCUGGUUUCGCUCACUUCCCACACUUCAGCCACUUCAGCGUACGGUUGGAUUUGGUGCUAAUACUUGUUGCUUCGCCCUCGUUUGAUUGUUUGGUACAAAGUCUACGUCAUGGCACAAGGAUGCGGGAUGAAGUGUAUCAAGAACCUUUUGUUCAUAUUCAACUUUUUCUUCGCCGUCUCUGGCAUUCUCAUCAUUGUCUGUGGUGGCUAUAGCCUCCAUUGGUUCAAGAAUACUGGGCCUGUGAUUGGAGAGCACUAUAUAGCUGGCCCUGUGAUACUAAUUGUUAUUGGCUCAGUUGUAUUCCUUGUAGCAUUCCUAGGAUGCUGUGGUGCAAUGCAAGAAAGUUACUGCAUGUUGAUGCUGUUUUCAGUAUUCCUGUUUUUGAUACUUGUUGCUGAAAUUGCUGCUGGAGCUCUUGGGUUUGCCAACAAAGACAAGAUUCAAAAUCUUGCUAAAAAGCAGUUUGAGAGCAGCAUGAAAGACUACUCAAGGACUUCUGACAAGCCUAAUCCUACAAAACUCGCCUGGGACUUUAUACAGACUGAGCUCAAAUGCUGUGGAACUGAUGGGCCUCAAGAUUGGGGGACACCUACAAAUUUGCCACAGUCUUGUUGCGACAGUAAUUCUAACGUAUGCACAUCAACAUCUUCCUACCAAAGGGGCUGUUUUACCACCCUCAAGGAGAAGCUUGAGAAGUACAGCCUGUAUGUUGGAAUCGCUGGCAUUGGCAUUGGUCUCAUAGAGAUAAUUGGCAUUGUGUUUGCUUGCUGCCUUUCCAACCACCUGAAAUGAGUAGGUGAGCUGAGACAUCUUUGACUGACUGUCAGUGAAAGGACUCAUGUAAAGCUGUUUAUCACUUCGAAGCAAAUCAAACCCAUCUUUCCAAAUGAUUGAGCGCAUUAUUUUACAAAUUAAUCUUAUUCACCGUGCCUUAUUCUAAUAUUUGUGCAUGAGCACACUGUAUUUAACUAAAGUGUUACAAAGCACUGACAAUCGUAUAUCUUUCUCUGUUAGUCAGUCCCAUUUAUAACAAACUCCAUCACCCGAAAUUGUUCGUUAGCUUGCUGUUCUGGUCGAUUCGUGAGAAAUAUUACCCCCAAAGGAAAGGCACCAUUUUAGUCCACAAGGUUUUAGGAUGGGAAAAUUGAUGCCCACCUGCUGGAUUGCCAUGAGAGCAGUUACAUUGCAUGAGAGCACAACCCUCUGGCUGUGCUCACUAGACUGUGUAGUACUUGCCAUUGAGAGGUGCUUGAACAGUGGCAUAACUGGGCUAUGCGUCAGCCUCACCCCAUAAUGGAUCCCUUUCUAUACCAGACAGUAUGCGUACAUAACAAUAUCAUACCACACGCAGAAAAAAAAUCAUGCUCACAGAGGGCCCCUCAUGUCGCUGCAUAGAACGGGAGGUACUGGUGCAGUGCAUCACUCCAUUGCGUCGCUUCACCCGGUGCAUUUCAAGUGGGUUUGUGAUAACUGGGACUGACUGUUGUUGACGCAAUGUUACAUGUCUGGUUGUGAUACUUCAACUUUGUGAUCAUCCUUUUGUCACAGAAGCUAUGACAUAUUUUGUGUAACAGUAUUUCAGGUCAGUGACUUGAUUAUAAGGCCCAAAAGAAAUAUGCGAAGUUAUUGAGAAAUAAACCUGAACAUAAAACUUCUAUUCUGUGUUACAUAAAGAUAGAAAAACUGCACAAGAAGUCCCCUUGUGCUUUGAAACCCUUUUAUAGUUAUACCCUAGUUAUAGUACUUCUAUUGAUCUAGGCAAUACACUUUACGCAAGACAAACAGCUGUGCGCUUUUAUCGUGGUCGGCCAGACUUCACAAUUUUAAUAGCGGUACCACGUCCAAAACAAAUUUAUAUCUGGUGUAAUCACAUUCUUUUUUGGUAAUUGAAAUGUAGCAUCAGUAUCAAUGUGCUUCAUGCACAAAAUAGGAUCAAAUUGGGCACACCAUCCACCUUUUUGUGACAUUAUUGUGAUACGUAAAAAAAUUAUGAUCUGUACCGCGUCAUAAGAUACCGUGUUUGUGGGACCUUUGCAAGUAAAGUCUGACUUUCUUGGGGUAAACCAGAUUUCUUCCAAUUAUUCCCUCCUCAAAUCAGUUUAGGACCAGUACGGGUUAAACCUGAUUUCUCCCCAAAUUCCAAUUAUGUAUCUCACGGUAUCACACAUGAUGUACACUACGUAUUUAGUAGCAACCAUGUCUCAUGUAAAUAUUAGUUGGGUGCAACAGUGAAAUAACGUGAGGCACAGUUGACCCGUAAAUGCAUCUAUAACUGCGGGCCGUUGCUGGCCAAAAAAAAAAAAAAAAAAGACUACCACCCAAAUGUGUCAAUAGCACCAGAUUUCACCCCAAAUUAGAAAUUUAAAAAUAGCACCCAAUUUCCCUUUGAAUCCAGGAAGGGCAUUUAACACAAAAAAGCCAUGCUAUCUAUAAUUAACGAAGGUUCUGAGUAUCAGUGAGUAUCUGUACUGGUUUAUAUAAUUUAAUAGAACAGGAAACUUGGCAAAAGCUUUCCAGCACCACUUUUGCAAGUGUGUAUGCAACUAUUAUCAUUGUUUUCUGCAUCAGUUUUGCUUUCUGAUAUAGUUUUUCCAACAGUCUCUCAUCCCUGAACUAUAUCGCUGCAUUUUGCCUUAUUGAUGUUAUAUGCAUGCAAAGCGUACCUGGGAUAUGGAAGAUCGAAUGGCCUCAAAGUGAUACGAUGACAAAAGAAAUAAGAUGCAUAAAAUAGCAGUAUGGCAGAAGUUAACGAGAAUGUCAACAUUGUGGAGGAGGCUUGGGAAAAAAAAAGGUUUUUGCACCGGGUCUCCUCUCACACGUUCACAUUACUGGUAACUUCCCCGAGCACUUCAUUAAAUAAUCUAUCCAUUAAUGAACAGUUCUCCCUUUGUCACUUCCCCUAUUACUGCUAUCCGCAUCUUGUUUGUUUUGGACUUAAACACAUAUACUAUACACUAACAUGGAACGUUGUGGUAGUCUGUAUUCUGACAUGGUGGUAUAACAGCAGCAAGACAAAACAAGGACAGAAAGAACAGCACACAGGACGACGUGUCGUCCUGUAUGCUAUUCUUCCUGUCCUUGUUUCGUCUUGCUGCUGUUAUACCACAAUGUACUGUAAUUUUCAGUGUAUAACACGCACCCGUUGAUUUCAACGGGACUUUGACCCGUCAUCACCCUGUACCGUAAUUUUCGGUGUAUAACACGCACCCGUUGAUUUCAACGGGACUUUGACCCGUCAUCACCCUGUGUGUUAUACAAGGUCACUGGCAGUUCUAUGCAGAAAUGUAUCUAUGUAUAGCAUGCACUCAUAGAUAACACGGAUGGCCUUAUUUUCCCUACUCUUUCGUGUGUUAUACAUGAAAAAAGUUGGAAAAAUAGGCCAUGCGGUGUAUAACAUGCGUGUUAUACAUAUCAUAAUUGUUCAAGAAAUGCACUAGCUCAGUCAGUUCUUCAGUUUGCAGUGCAGCACAUAUUAUUUCUAUCCUGAAAUAUUUUUGCUUUGUGCUGCUAAAUUUCAAGUUGUCAGUUUUACUGAUAUGCGUUACCGCUGGUGCCUCUUUGCCGCUGUUUUUAGGGGGCAUGUGGCGAGAAGUGUACAACAGUUUUUAUGAUAGAUUAAACAGGUAAAUGGGAAAUGUUAUUGCAAUGUGUGCCUUCAAAUUUAUUAGAUGAAACUUGUCAAACUUAAUAGAGGACAAUUUUGAACGUUUGUCAGGUUAAUUUGGAGGUUAGAAAAUGUGGACCUCAGGUUUGAUAUGGGCGGGGGUUAAUACUAAUCCUCAGGGAACAUAUCAGGUUGACCGCUGUGGCAGCUAGCACAUGUUUGAUAUCAGGUAAAAGCUCCCUGUAUGUAUAGUGAUGUUGCCGUAGUUAUGAAGCCUUUAAAAUCUAUGGAGAUGUGCAUCAAAAUAAAGUAUAAUAUUUACGCCAUUAUGCUUAUGUGCAUAGAGUACAAUGACAACCCAAAGACUUGUAUACUAUUUUGAGAAUUAUUUAUAGCAUCACGAGGUUGAAAGCUAUUUAGCAUUGCUUGGUUGAGAGGUUCAGGGAGAUGGCACAAGAUAUCUAAUGGAAAUCAGUGAAGGCAGCAAAGAAAUCAUUUCUGGCAUAUCUAAGUGUACAAGCUCAAUACAAAAAUGGUUGACAUUCUGAAGCAGUUUGCAUAAGGAAACUUUGUACAUGCAACUUCAUAGGGUCUUCUUGCACUCAGGAGUGCUGGCUAUUCUGUUUAUACUUGCUGGUUUUUCUUUCCUCGCUGCAUGCCCCAUUUAAGCCCACUGUAUAUUUCAUUCAUAUCAGUUUUCAAGUUCCAGCUUCAUUUUAAACACUGUAAACAUUUAGCAAUCUUUGUGUUUGAGAUAUACAAUAACCCGUGGAAAGGCAACUGGGAGUUUUAUUCAUUCUUUCAUUAUAGAGAUGUUUGCAGCUUUGUACUUGUGUGCAGCUAGUGUCCAAAGUGGACUUCCUCUGAAUGUUGAUGUGUUUGUAGCAAAUAAGUUGCAUGACCAGCUUCACUGACAUAUCGAUGACAUGUAAAGAUGCUAGUAUAUUUCGGGCAAUAAAUGUUAACUGAUUCCCAUA